AUGAACAUGGUACAUGACCAUGGUCAUACAGUGUUGGCAUUGAAUGCAAACCACUGUUGGUGUGGAGCGAACGCCAGUCACGACCAAAACAGCACUUCCAACACAUCCCAUGACAAGCCAUUUGUGCACAGAAUCCAAAUGACCACUGGAUUCGUAAUGAGAUCUCUUCUUGUGAUUAUGGUAAUAUCGAUGACUCUAUUAGUGAUUUGCAUUCUUCGCGUGUAUUGUUCCAAAGGAUCCAAAGGAAUGAAGACAUCGAAGGAUUGUCCGAAAUAUGAUUCUCUGCCGACGACUGCCAUCAAUGACUCGAUUCCGAAGAAUGCAUUCGUUUUGAAUGAUUCGGACGACGAAGAGAUCAGUCUCUUUGAUUCCAACCAUCAGUUAAUUAAAUAAACGCUCAAAUGAUCUUCAAUUUGGAUAUUAUGUCAGUUUUAGUCAACAUUUUUUGAUACAUUUUGUGAUAUAAUUACAAAUUAUUUAUACUAAAUAUGCC
Molecule: messenger RNA, 493 nt
Organism: Medioppia subpectinata
Lineage: Eukaryota; Metazoa; Arthropoda; Arachnida; Sarcoptiformes; Oppiidae
Source: the annotation of a GenBank genome assembly